Molecule: messenger RNA, 6766 nt
Organism: Toxotes jaculatrix (banded archerfish)
Lineage: Eukaryota; Metazoa; Chordata; Actinopteri; Toxotidae
Gene: edc4
Product: enhancer of mRNA decapping 4
Exons: 30
Coding region: 117-4301 (1394 amino acids)
Biological process (GO): deadenylation-independent decapping of nuclear-transcribed mRNA
Cellular component (GO): P-body
Molecular function (GO): protein binding
Source: RefSeq, a predicted model, not a curated record
AUGACGGAAGUUUAGACGGUUGCUCUGGGUGAACGAAGUGAACACUGACAGCAUCGCAUCAAAAAAGAAAUUAUUCUCUCCCCCUAAAUUGACCCAGCCUCCCCUUUCCCUCACCCAUGGCGUCCAAUUCUAACAUAGAUAUUGAGGGUGCCACCCAGCAUCUGCGGGACAUCCUCAAGCUCGACCGUCCCGGGAACAGCACCGAUGCACAAUCAAGUGACGGUCAGAGGAAGCGAUCAUUCAAUGGAGAGCUGAAUGGGUUAUUGGGAGCAGCAGGCCUUCUAGGCAGCACUGAUCGGUCAACCAUGUCAGAAUCUUCCAGACCCAUCUCCACAGACAUCAGCAGUGCUCAGGAGAGUCAGAUAAUCUGCCUCUCUGGUGAUGAUGGGUCCACCUGUAUCCCCAUCACCUCUAACAAUGUGGAGAUUGUGGCGAGUCAAGACUCCAGCAUCAACAGCAAGGCUCGAGGCAGCAACAAGGUGAAGAUUCAACCUGUUGCCAAGUACGACUGGGAACACAAGUAUUAUUAUGGUAGACUGAUAGCUGUGUCCAACUCCUUCCUGGCCUACGCCAUCAGAGGAGCCAACAACCAUUCGAUGAUUCGUGUCCUGAGUCUGAAUUUUGCCGAGCGCUCCCUACUGAAGGGAUUCACCGGGGCCAUCACAGAUCUUGCGUUCGCCCACCUCGACUCUUCCCUGUUGGGUUGUGUAGAUGAAGCUGGCAACCUGAUGGUCUGGCAACUCACCUGCACUGGAAACAAGAUACUAGAUCAGAUAGUGGUUCAUAUCACACGGCCAGAAGACACGCCACUGAACUCCCACCGUCGCCUCAUCUGGUGUCCAUUCAUCCUGGAUGACAACGAGGAGAACCAGGAUGACACCAGCCAGACCUUGGCCCUUCUACAUGAAGACAGGGCUGAGGUGUGGGAUCUGGAGGUCCUGAGAGCCAACAACAGCAGUUGGCCUGUCAGUGCCACAGACCUGAAGGAAGGCCUCAUCACAGUGAAGGGACAUACCCAGCGGGUCAGUGAAGGGGCCUUGUCUCCAGAUGGAACUGUGCUAGCCACAGCCAGCCAUGAUGGAUACAUCAAGUUCUGGCAGAUAUACAUAGAAGGGGGACAGGACAAGCCCAGAUGUCUCCAUGAAUUGCGGCCUCAUGGAGGACGCCCCCUCUCUUGCCUUCUUUUCUGUGACAACCACAAGAGGCAGGACCCAGAGGUUCCUUUCUGGCGGUUCCUCAUAACUGGAGCAGAUCAGAACCAGGAGCUGAAGAUGUGGUGCACGGUGUCAUGGACCUGUUUACAGACCAUCAGGUUCUCUCCCGAUCCAUUCAACUCAUCAGCUCUGCCAAGUCUGAAGGCCAGUCUGGACCUUUCUGCGGAGUAUCUCAUCCUCACCGAUGUACAGAGGAAGGUUCUGUAUGUGAUGGAGCUGCGGCAGGACCUGGAGAAAGGGAAGGCCAGUUUCACAGCCGUGUCAGAGUUCCUGCUGACCCACCCUGUGCUCAGCUUUGGAGUCCGGGACGUCACCCACAGUCGACUGCGACACACUGAGGUCCUUCCUGCAGAGGAGGAGAGCGAGAGCAUGAGCACAGAGGGCACUCAAGGACCCACAGAGUCCCAGUCUGGGAUCCAGAUUAAACUCUACUGUGUUCACACUAAGAGUCUGCAGGAUGUCCAGAUCUGGUUUCAGCCCAAUGUUGGUUCCAGCUCUGCAGUCUUCCUGCCUCAUUCUGAUUCUCAGGAUGGUUUUGUAGGAUUUUCAGACCAUCUCACUGACCAGAGCUCUGACAAGGAGUCAGGAAGUGGCUCCCAGACCGACCUAAGGAAGAUCCCAUCUCUUCCUGCUCCUGCUGACUUCUUGACCAACUCUGGCUCUGGCAGUGGGCCAAUGCCCAAGCUGAUGACUCCCGACGCCUUCAUGACACCAAGCACUUCGGUACCAGCGUCUCCUGGCAGCAGUGCCAGCAGUCUGACCAUUGUAACAGCUAUCAGCAGCAACUCCGACUCAACUAACAGAGCUAUAGACGAUGUCAGUCAGAGUCCUAACAGAGCAGAGAACAGCAGCAGCAGCAGUAGUCUGACACUCUCUGCCUCCACCAGCAGCCCAAGAGCUGCUUCUGGUGUGCUGCUGCCCGGACUGGAGAACCUACAGGCUUUGGCAUCCCCUAGUGGUCCUCUUGCCCUUGACAGCCCUCAGGUCUUGGACUCUCCCCUUCUGCCACCUCUGGCCUCUCCGACCAGGGCCCGCUCCCCCGAUGUCAUCUCCUCAGCCUCCACAGCCAUGUCCCAAGACAUGCCGGAGAUUGCGUCCCAGACGCUGCAGCUUCAGCGUGGACUAGUGUCCAGCCUGGAGACCUUACCCCUCUCUGCUCUCCAGACAGACAGCAUGGCCUCUGCUGCCUCUGCUCUGCACCUGCUGACCUCACCACGCACAGCCAACAACAGCCUUUUGCCCCUGGAACUCGGAGGGGCAGAUGGGCCAGUGUGUGGAGCUGUGGAGUCAGAGCCUCGACUCAGCCACACCCCAUCUUUACUGGAGAAUGCCUUAUCGCAGGAGAACCCUGGGGUAGGAGGAGGGUCGUCAGAUGGUAGUGCCAGCCACACGCCUUGGCCAGCUGCACCUGACAUCACCAGAGAAACCCGGAACAGUCUCAGGGACAAUGGUCUCGGAGACUGUUCGAGAGAGGAGUCAAAGGACAGACACUUGAGCUCACCUUACCAUCGGCGCUCCUAUCACCUCACACAGAAUGACAAUCAGGAUGCAGCUGCAGAGCAGAGCGACCCCGAUGAUGAGGUGGCCAGCUUGGCAUCGUCCUCAGGGAACUGCGGCUCUCGCUCUUCUCACAGACUCCCAGUUAAGGACUGGAAGACCUCACCACGAGGCUCACCAAAACUAAAGAGGAAGCCCAAGAAAGAUGACAGUGAAUCAUCUCAGUCCAGGCAAAUGGAUUCUGGUCAGAUGAAUGUGGAUGUACAGGACGAGUUGUUGAUGCUCCUGCGUAGCCAGCAGAGGGAGCUGACUGAACUACGUGGGCAGAUUGAAGCCAUGCAGAGCUCCAUUAUGGCCCAGGUCGAGCAUGUCCUGACCAGCCACCAGGAACAAGAACAGCGCAGGCUGGAGCGAGUUCUGGCAGAGAGUCAGAAUCAUCAGCAGCAGCUUCAGGAACAGCUCAGCCAGCAGCUCAGCCACGCCCUCAGCUCAGCCCUCACCAACAGAAUGGACAAAGUGCUACGAGAGGAAAUGAAGAAAACAGUCCCGCAAACGAUCUCUAAGAGCCUGGAGCCUGUGACAGGCCAGCUGAACAACACAAUUGCUGCUAAGCUGACUGCUGUGGAGGUCACCCUGAAGGACAAUGUCAGCAAGGUGGUCAAAUCCAAGAACACAACAGAUGCGAUUGGUCGAGCAGCAGCUGAGGCGAUGCAGGGGCCCAUCCAGGCAGCCUAUAAAGAUGCCUUCCAGAGCAUCGUGCUGCCUGUUUUUGAGAGAGGCUGUCAGUCCAUGUUUCAGCAAAUCAAUGACAGCUUCAAACAAGGAACACAAGAAUACAUCCAGCAGCUUGAGACCCAUAUGAAGAACAGAAAGCAGAGGGAGCAGGAGACACGAGACCCCAUGAUUAGCCAGCUCCAACAGAUGAUCGACACCUUCCAGAGCUCCACAGAUCAGCUGGCCAGUAACAUCACCACUAAUGUCCGGGCAGAGGUCCAGCACCAGAUCCAGAUGAUGGUGGGAAAUUUGCAGGAGUCUAUUCUUAGCCACGUGCAGAGAAUUGUCAAAGGGGAGGUUAGCCUGGCAAUGAAGGAGCAGCAGGCAGUGGUCACCUCCAGCAUCAUGCAGGCAAUGAGGUCGGCGGCCGGCACACCCGUCCCCACUGCACACCUAGACUACCAGACACAGCAGGCCAACAUCCUGCAGCUCCUCCAGCAGGGCCAGCUCAACCAGGCUUUCCAGCAGGCUCUGUCAGCUACAGAUCUGAACUUGGUCCUGUAUGUCUGCGAGACCAUCGACUCUCAGCAGGUGUUUGGUCAGCACCCCUGUCCUCUCAGCCAGCCCGUGCUGCUGUCGCUCAUCCAGCAGCUCUCCUCCAACCUCUCGACCCGAUCUGAGCUCAAAAUCAGUUACCUGGAGGAUGCAGUGAUGAAUUUGGACCACGGCGACCCCCUGACAAGAGACCACAUGUCCUCUGUGUUGGCCCAGGUCAGACCGAAGCUCUUUGCCUUCCUGCAGCAGGACCCCCACAGCCCGCUCAGCAAGAGGGCGCGGCGCCUGAUGAUGAUGCUGCAGGGUCUUGUCAACCACUAGUCCUUCAUUUAAAGUCUGGUGCAGAGUCCUUUCCCUCAUAGAUACAGCUCAUGAAUCCAUUUUUUGUUAUGAGUCUGCAGAAAGCAACAAGGACUGCUUCACCCCACUUUGAGCAGAUUGUCGGAGCUUGAGGACGGAACAUGUUGUUGGCUGGAGAUGGAAGAAGAAGAGGGGCUCCCAAAUGAAUGAGUCUGAAACUUUUCAUUUGGUUAAAGAAGAAGGUCCCCUCUCGUCCACCUGUCCCUCCACAUAACCCAAAAUCCAGUUCUUUCUUCCCCUGGGCAUUUCUUCUUAUUCCUCCCCCUCCUCCUCUUCCUCUAACUGCACCAGUGAAGUGUCAAGUUAGAAAAUAGACUAUUUUUGUUUCUCUCAUGUUUUUUUUUUUUUUUUUUUCCCUAGACACACCUUCAAUCCAAGACAAUAGUGGUCUGGACAGAAAGAUUGUUGCUGAUUUCUGCUAAAGAGACUCUUUAAGUUCACUGUAGAUUCUUGCAGACCUUCAUUACUGCUGCUCCCCCCCCCCACACACACACCUCCCAGUGAGGCAUUCUGGUCGUCUCUCAUCCUUUUAUCCCUAUCAAGAAGCAAAAGACUCGUCUUCGUCCUCGUCUCCCAGACACACAAUACCUGACACUCCUUUGAUGUUAUAUCAUCCAAAUGUGCACAAGACUCGAAGAAUGUUCAGCUGAGCGGUCCACAAGACCGAACACGGCUGUUUCUUUUGUUCUGCCGUGUGCCUCUGACCCGUCAGUCAGACAUGUCGAGUUCUGGGACACCGGACAAGAUGGGAUGCAGUGGCUACUUCUGAGCAACGGAGAGAACAAAAGUAUGCUGAAAGAAGAAAUGUUUCGCCUCAAAAUGUCGCCUUGUAUGGCCUUAAGAGCAAACAGCAGGCUUGGUGGACACAUAUUUUUUUCCCCCCUUUCAACACAGAGCAGCAUCCUCCGUAGAGUGAACUUGGAAUUCAGUUGCUGCAGGAAAACACAGUCCUCGGUUCAGUUUUCUUAAACAACCAAGCUAAUCCCAGCAACCAAAAGUAUGUACCAUCCAAAGCCAGUUUAUGUUGGUGGCAUAUUUCCUUCCUGUUAUUUCUUAUUAGGUUGGAGAGGACAACCUUCCCAGGCCAAAUCUGUCUCAGUGAGGAUCAACAUGUUGACUUGUUACGCUGACCGUUCAUAACGCUGGUUCCUGUGUUCGACGUAUCCGGGAUGAAAUGCAUAUCUCAUUAUAAUUUUUUCCGUCUGACCUGGUUUUCACAGAUCUUUUCCGAUGAGGGUUUUUUUUUUUUCCCCGACAAAUACAAAUAAAACUAAAGGAUGAGAAAUAACCGAAACAUUUUUGAAAUUUAAUAAAAAUUCCAAAAAAAAUAGAAAAAUAAAAAAACUUUUCAGCCUGGAGUUGUUUUCCAGGCUUAAAAGAAUUCCCCUUUAAAAUUUGAAAUAGUUUGGAGCCCAACGUUGAGGCUGGCAGCCGUCCAUGUGUACAGCUCUGUCCUGUAAAUUGAUCAGACUGCUCCUCAUGUUUUCUUCUCAGUCCCUUUUUUUUUUUUUAUAACAUUUAGUAUUUGUAAGACUUGUAUACUUGCUUUAAGAGUUGUCAAACUAGUUAUAAAACAUGAUAAAAACACUUCCUAUACAUAAUUGUUACUGCUGAUGUUGUUUUAUCAGGAUAUUGUUAAACUUAAUGUGCAGUUACUUCUCACAGACUCUAGGAGGCAGCACUUAGUUGGACUGCAGAUAUUCACCCAGCUUGUUUAAGUUAAAGUUUUGAAUUCAGAAAUCAUUCCUGCUCUGACAGUAUGUGUUUUACCAAACGGUGAAAAGCCUGCCUUUAGGUUGUAAAUGCACUGUUCAUUCAUCUUUAAAGUGUGUAGAAAGUGUGUUAUCAUUUGUGUUCAGCCCACUCACACAUUCAGUUUAAUUACAGGGUGACCACACUUUCGCUGAUUGUAAAAUAAAAGUUCAGUUAAUUUGACCUCUGUGUUUAGAAUCUGUUAGGUUGGAUUUGUCUAGCAAGUGCCUUAUUGUAUUUUAUCCGUUUCGGACAUUUGAUCCCAUUUGGGCCUGUAGACAACUGGUAAUGUUGAAGAAUUAUCCCACAGCUGUUCCAUUUAUCUUUUACAAGCAUUUAGUUCAAUAAAACACGUUGGCUGGAUCUGAAGUAAGGCUCGAACGGCACAGCAGAGGAGAACCUGUAUGUUUUGUUUGCAAACAGUUGACCCGGACAGAUAUCUGAACGCUCACGUCAGUGUAUGAAACCGAGAGAGAUGUACUGUUUUGACUGCUGCCGCCUUCACCUUCGGCUGUUCGCCGUGUUGAAGGGCAGGCUGUGAGUGGGAGCUGUGUCACUUUUUCUCUCUCUCCAUUGUGUUCAUUUCCCUCUGCUCGGUCGGUUAUGUUGUAUCUUUUACAGUUUCUUUUACCCCAGACAUUUUUGGAAUAAUAAUAAUAAAAAAAAAAAAAGUU